AUGGCGGGCCACGUGAAUAUGAUGGACGACUGUCUGAUAUUAAAUUUACCACCGGCUACUCUAAGAUCAGCUCUUCGCCUCCUCGUCUCCCAGGGCUCCGUUACUCAGCAACCUUUCGUCAAACAUGUCCGUGCCAAGUUCUUCGAGAACCCGCCGUCAUUUACUACUCCGGAAGAGUUGUUCCCCGGGCAUGAUAUUGUUGCUCCCGCAUGCUUGGAAUACCUUGCUCAGACGAGAUGCAUAUUCUCGUGCAAAUUAGCCAAGGAAUCACUCCCUUACCUAGAGCACUUCAUACAAGCUAUCCCGCAGGCGAACGCCAGGUGGACCGAAAAUAGCAAAUUAACAGCGGUGCUGGCGAAAUUCGACGGGGACGUCAUUCAAGCGGUACAAGCGCUCAAAGAAUCGCGACCGGAACCGAGCCCGAAACUGUUAAGUUCCCUAAACAGUCUCCUCGGCAUCUUUAAGGUCUGUGAGUGGUACUGCGAAUCCGCCCAACCUCCUUUAACAUUCCCCUUCACGCGCUCUAGACGGCAGGUUUGCGAUGUAAUGGAUAUCCUAUUCGCGCGUGAUGCCUCGGCAUUUAACAACGCUAAACAAGCUACCAUCGCUAUACCUACACGAGCUGCCGGAGGGCAUGUAGUGGGGACUUUCUCUCUCGGACCCUUUGAAAUGCCCAGAUUGUUCAAUGGCUUAUGGCAGGUGUCUUCACCAUCGUGGGGUUCCGGGGGCGCUCGAGAGCAAGAGACAGCAUUGGCCCAAGCGGUAUCUUUUGGCAUGACAGCGGCCGAUAUGGCGGAUCACUAUGGUGACGCGGAACUUAUCUACGGCGAUUUUAGGAAUAGGCUUACCCCUGAAAUUCGGGAUAAGGUGUAUGCUGCAACUAAAUGGUGCAUAUUCUCACCCGUCCCAACCCCAAUACCACCAUCCUUUGUUCUCGACGCAGUCCGCGAGCGAUGCCGCCGACUAGGCGGUCGAGUCGAGCUAUUACAAUUCCACUGGCAGAACUACGAAGACAAAGAAUACCUCCCCAUCCUCACUGAGCUCCUCCGCAUCAGCAAAUCACAUCCGGAGUUAGUAUCCUCAAUCGGCCUGUGCAACUUCGACGCCGAGCACGUGGCGGAGUCGUGCGAGUACCUCAUCGCCAAGACGGGCGCGGUCGGCAUCGUGUCGAAUCAGGUGCAGUUUUCUCUCGUCGAUGCGCGGCCGCUGCGGAAGAUGGUUAGUGUGUGUGAGAAGUACGGGUUGAAGUUACUAACUUAUGGCUCGUUUUGCGGAGGAUUCUUGUCCGAGCGAUGGCUUCACCAGCCCGCCCCUGCUGUGUACCUCGAAUCGCACCAAUUGACGCCCUCGCAGCGUAAGUACUUCGACAUGAUCCAAACUUGGGGGACCUGGACCACCUUCCAAUCCCUCCUCUCCUGCCUCUUUCCCAUCGCCGACAAACACAAAGUCAGCAUCUCGAACAUAGCCACGCGCUGGGUUCUCCAACAACCCACCGUCGGCGCCGUGAUUGUAGGAACUCGACUCGGCGUUUCAGAUCAUAUCGAGGAUAAUCUGCGAGUGUUCGGUUUCUCGCUCGACAACGAUGAUAUGCAAAAUAUCAACGCGGUAGCACUUGGGCCGGGCGGGGAGAAAGUCAGUGCGCUUUUUGAUAAGCUUGGAGAUUGCGGGAAUGAGUAUCGCAAGAUACAUUGA
Hypoxylon trugodes is the source of this 1692-nucleotide messenger RNA. RefSeq names its product aldo/keto reductase. The transcript is spliced from 11 exons. The record is from RefSeq and is a predicted model, not a curated record. Lineage: Eukaryota; Fungi; Ascomycota; Sordariomycetes; Xylariales; Hypoxylaceae. The coding region runs from base 1 to 1692 and encodes 563 amino acids.